AUGGCAUCGAAUUCAUCUCCUUCCGCUCCGAGCAGUCUAGAAAAAGUAAUCCGGAAAUAUAUUCCAAAAGAGCUGAUUCCUGACUCUUGGAAGUGUAACAAUAGGCGACAAGAAGAGAAUCUCCAGGAUCUUCUCACCCAAGGUGAUAACCCGCAACUUGGAAUGUUCGCGUCUGCCGAAGAACUGCUCACGCAGAUUGAUCUCUACGUAAAUUUCCCAAGAUCUAUGCAGUAUUUCGACAUGGAUCCACUUGAUCGAAUUGAGCCAAAGCCUUAUCUCCAUAUUAGCUUGACGAAGAAUACUUUCAUCUAUGAGAAAGAUCUUUUUAAAAUCUUCAACUGUUCCCCAUUUGACGGCGAGAAGCACUCAGAAGUAAUGAAUAAAUUGAAUGCUUACUGGAAAGCCACGACUGAUGAUAACGAUCACAAGAUGGUAUUUUAUCCGUAUAUCCUAGCGAAACCAGACGUUUCAAAUCAGCGACCGAUUUGUGCACCGAUUUCAAAUACUCUAUGCAAAGCUUUCAAUAUUGAAUGGGAGGAAUAUGUGAAAAAAGAAAAGAAUAAGGAUACUAAUGCCGAAUUGAAUGAGUAUUUUACAUAUACGAGAUCAAUGGCAGUCUGGAUUGAAUUGAUUAAGAGGAACUUUAAUCACCUCGUCGACAACGGUUUCAUUAAUUUGCCGCAACUCAAUUUGUUUCCUCCAAUUGAUUUCAAAAAACCAAGAAUCCGAGUAUUCUCAUUCGAUGAACAUCGAUUUGUGGUGGUAAAGGAGUUUAUUCAAAUUCUAGCGGCAUAUCAGAUGGAUUGGAGUACGUACCUGGAGAGAAAUGCGGAGGACGUACGGACAUUAUCAACAUUCUCAUUUGAUAAAAUAUCCAAGAAGAUUUGCCAGGAUCCAGAGAAUCAACUGGAAUUUGUGAUACUGGAAAUACCUAAAUUGAUGUUCUCUCAAACGCCAAUUCCAACUUGGGACAAGGGAUACUGUAUUCUUGCUGCGGAUGCUCUUUAUGAACUCCUCAUGGAUUUGAUUGUGGCGAAAAAGGUGUUUCACAUUUCGGAAGUUGACAUUUUAGAAAAAAUAUGGAUUCAUGUCAAAAAAGUGUUCGACGCACUUAAAUUUUAUUUCGAUUCGACGAGUGAACAGAUUAAUUUUCUCCAUUUGAAAGAUGUUGAUGCCAUCAAGGCAAUGUGGAAACACGUCUACAACACUCACUUGAAGAGAUAUUAUCCAAAUGUGAAGCAUUUUAAGAAACCGAGCCAGACGGCAUUUUCGUUGGCUGGUUUGGUAGAGACACUCGAAUCCUUGGGUCUGGAAAAGAGCUGCAAAGGAAUCAUUACGAAGUAUGCGAAGCCUGUCUACAUGCAGUUUGAGACGGAGACCGAGGACGGAUUGUCACUAUCUCAGUUGCAUGUCGCGAUUACUCGUUGCGAAAUCAACUGGGUCGUUGGGAAAAUGCCCAAGAUUUCGGAGUUCAUUCAUAACCAGAAGUCAUGCAAUCGGAUGAAUAUUGUUGGGUAUAUGACAUCACCUACACCUCCUUCCCCUGCAAGCAAAUUUGAUAAAGAGGUCCGGACGUAUGUUCCAAAGGAGCUGAUUUCUCCGACUUGGAAAUGCCUCGGCGAAGACUUCUCUGUACAACUCAAGUCGCUCUUAGACGACGAACAAUCUCAACUUGGAAUGGUCGAGUCCGCCGACAGGCUAGAGGACGAUAUCUGUUGCUACUUCGACUUGAUAAGAAGCAAAUUCGAGGAUCCAAUCAAGAAACUCCCAUACGACUACAAAAACGCUGAUGAAAAGCCAUGCAUUUACAAAAAUGAUAUGUAUAUGAUGUUCAAUGCAAUUUUCUGUUGCCCAUUUCCGAAUCCAUGGGUACUUGACGCGGUCAAAAUGAUACUGAAUGCGUGUUGGAAGGAGUUUGCAAAAGGAGUCAGUGACCACGAAAUGAUUGUCUGCUUGCAUGGCCUCGAUUUAUCGAAAUUUGAGAUGCCUCCAUAUACGCUCCCUGAAACACCAUCUAAAAAAGAUUUGGCGACUAUGAUAAAUAAAUGGAAAGUUGAAAACCGGAGUAAUAUCAAUGAAAUGGUCGAUUUCAUUGUGAAUUAUGUGAACGCAUUUCUCAAAACGUAUAAGGAGAAGGAAAAAUCAUAUGAGGAGUAUACUGCUGAUGUCAAACAAAUUAUUGAAUAUGUUGGGUUUGUUAUCCGCAAAGUUGCGAAGUUCGCCAGUGACAAUGAUAUCCACAUGCCACCGCUCCAUAAACAGCUGAAGAAAAAGAAAGCAGUGAUCCGAGUCUUUCAAGUAGGAAAUAAGAAGUUUGUGAUGGCCAAGGAGUGGAGAAAAACUUGUGAGCAACAUAACAUUGAUAUUGGAAGAUUCAAAAAGGAAGUCAGUGGAAUGCAGGAACUGUCAACAUUGACGUAUGAUGAAGUGGCAAAUAAGAUAAAGGGCGUGGCUGAGAUUGUGACGAUUGAGAAGGAGCGUUUGCAGACAUUUCGCCAGACACCGAUACCGUAUGAUGGAGGAUACUGUAUGCUUGCCGUAGAUGCUCUUUAUGGACUUCUGUUGGAUAUGAUUGUGGUAAAGAAGGUUUUCCAGACAAAUGAAGAGAAUCAACUUGAAAAGUUUUUCGCGUUGAUGGAAUUCUACUUCGAUGUGAGCAGAGGUGUCUAUUUUCUCUCAUUCGAAAACGUUGAAGUUAUCAGGACGAUGUGGGAGUAUUUCUACAGUCAUCAGAUAAAGAAAUCGAAUGGAAAGGUUAUCAAGAAAGCAAAAACCGCUGGUUUCUCCGUUGGCGAAUUGAAUGAGACACUCAAGUCCUUGGAACUGUGCUUCGAAGACAUUUCAAAGUAUGCGGAUCUCAUAUAUCCCAAGUUGGCUAACGAGAACGGAUUAUCACAAUAUCAGCUCCACAUGGCACUGAUCUAUUGUCAAGUCAACUGUUUCGCUCGGAAAGUUCCCAAGAUUUUGGAGUUUAUUCAUAAUCAAAACUCGUGCACGCGAAUGAAUAUCGUUGAAUGUCAGCAUUGUAGUGAUGAAGCGGCUGCCAAGAAGAUGGAGAAUUUGGAAAUCGGCGGGAAGAAGAAGAAUAAGAAGUGGAAGUGA
Messenger RNA from Caenorhabditis remanei, 3102 nucleotides. RefSeq lists its product as uncharacterized. The transcript is spliced from 4 exons. Gene Ontology annotation, biological process: innate immune response. Bases 1 to 3102 code for a protein of 1033 amino acids. The record is from RefSeq and is a predicted model, not a curated record. NCBI's taxonomy places the organism in Eukaryota, Metazoa, Nematoda, Chromadorea, Rhabditida, Rhabditidae. Gene Ontology annotation, cellular component: membrane raft.